UCUGCAGCGCCCGCGCGGCGCCUCGCUGCCCAGGCUGCAGCCCCCGGCGGCCGCCGCCGCGCCAUGCCGGAGCAGAUGAGCGUGGCCGAGUUCCUGGCCGCGACCGGCGAGGACCUGAGCUCCCCGGCCGCCGCCGCCGCCUUCGCCUCCAAGAUGCCGAAGUGCCGGGGGGCGGUGGGGGCACUGGAGGAGAGCCUGGACGGGGACCAAGCCAUACUCCAGAGGAUAAGGAAAUAUGUGAAAGCCAUCCACGUCUCCGGGCUCACCCACGUGGAGAACGAGGAGCAGUACAGCGAAGCCCUGGAGACCUUCGGCAACAACCACCUCUCCCAGAACAACCACGAGCUCUCCACCGGCUUCCUCAACCUGGCCGUUUUCACCCGCGAGGUCACCGCGCUCUUCAAGAACCUGGUGCAGAACCUGAACAACAUCGUCUCCUUCCCCCUGGACAGCCUGCUGAAGGGGCAGCUGAAGGACGGGCGCCUGGACUCCAAGAAGCAGAUCGAGAAGGCCUGGAAGGAUUACGAGACCAAAGUAGGGAAGAUGGAGAAGGAGAAGGAGCGAGCGCGCCUGGCGGGGCUCCCCCCGGCCGAGCCGGCCGCGGCCGAGGGGGCCGAGGACGUGCAGAAGGAGCGGCGGCUCUUCCAGCUCCACAUGUGCGAGUACCUGCUGAAAGCCAGCGAGAGUCAGAUGAAGCAAGGACCAGAUUUCCUGCAGAGCCUCAUCAAGUUUUUCCACGCUCAGCACAAUUUCUUCCAAGAUGGCUGGAAAGCUGCCCAGAACCUCUACCCCUUCAUUGAGAAGCUCGCUGUGUCCCUCCACACACUCCACCAAGCCCAGGAGGAGGAGGUGAAACAGCUCACGCAGACACGCGAUUCCCUCCGGAGCAUCCUGCAGCUGGAGAGCAAAGAGGAAAACCUGAGCAGGAAGAAUUCUGGCAGUGGCUACAGCAUCCACCAGCACCAAGGGAACAAGCAGUAUGGGACGGAGAAGUCGGGAUUUCUGUACAAGAAGAGUGAUGGCAUUCGGAAAGUGUGGCAGAAGAGGAAGUGUGGCGUGAAGUAUGGGUGUCUCACCAUCUCCCACAGCACGAUAAACCGUCCCCCCGUCAAGCUGAACCUCCUGACCUGCCAAGUGCGGCCCCACGCCGAGGAGAAGAAGUGCUUCGACCUGGUGACCCACAACAGGACGUAUCACUUCCAAGCGGAGGAUGAGCAGGAGUGCGUUGUCUGGGUCUCCGUGCUGCAGAACAGCAAGGACGAAGCGCUGAGCAACGCCUUCAGGGGCGAGCCCAACGGCGGCGCGGCCGCGGCCGGCGGCGCGGCGGACGGCGGCUUGCAGGAGCUCACCAAGCUGGUUAUUAGCGAGGUGAAGAACAUGCCGGGAAACAAGCAGUGUUGCGACUGCGGGGCCCCGGACCCCACGUGGCUCUCCACCAACCUGGGCAUCCUGACGUGCAUCGAGUGCUCCGGCAUCCACCGCGAGCUGGGCGUGCAUUACUCCCGCAUCCAGUCCCUCACCCUGGACGUCCUCAGCACCUCCGAACUGCUGCUGGCCGUCAGCAUCGGAAACGCCCGCUUCAACGAGAUCAUGGAGGCCACGCUGCCCGCGCAGGACAGCCCCAAACCGUCGGCCGGCAGCGACAUGAGCGCCCGGAAGGAGUACAUCGUGGCCAAGUACAUGGAGCGGCGGUACGUGCAGAAAGGCGGCCGGGACGACCCGCACCGCCUCUGGGAAGCCAUUCGCACCAGGGACCUCCUGGCCCUGCUCCAAGCCUUCGCAGAAGGACACGAUUUGGCCAAGCCCCUGGUUAGCCCCGAGGGCCAGGAGCAGGGCGAGCUGCCGCUGCACGUGGCCGUGCGGUAUGUGGACCGCUCUUCCCUUCCGCUGGUGGACUUCAUCAUCCAGAACGGGGGGACGCUGGACCGAGCGACCCAGGAUGGAAACACGGCUCUGCACUACGGCGCGCUCUACAACCAGCCCAACUGCCUCAAGCUGCUCCUGAAAGGCAAAGCCGCCUGCACGGCGGUGAACGCCGCGGGCGAGACGGCCUUGGACGUGGCGAGGAGGCUCAGACACGCCGAGUGCGAAGAGCUGCUGGAGCAGGCGCAGGCGGGGAAGCUCUCCCUGCAGGUGCACGUGGACUUCGACUGGGACCCCCCCCAGGAAUACACCUACGACAGCGAGGACGAGCUGGAGGAAAAGGUGAGCCCCCUGCAGCGCUCCUUCAAAGGCACGUCGCCCCUGGCCGCGAGCCCCCCGCCCGCCACCUGCCCCCAGACCCGCUGGAGCUGCGUGGGCAUGGACAUCACCAACAAGACCUACGAGACCAUCCUGGUGCCCUCGCGGCCCGCGCCCCGGCGCUCGCACAGCGAGGAGCUCCCCCCGCCGCUGCCCGUCAAAAACCCCGCGCGGGGCGGCCCCCGGCCCCGAGCCGCCCAGAGCCCCACGGAGCGCCCCGAGCUUCCCCGGCAAGCCUCGGAGCCGCAGUUCCCCGGCCCGGCGGAGGUGCCGGCGCCCCGCAGCCUCUCCUCCUCCAGCGCCCCGGGCACCCUGGACGGCGCCGCCAGCCACCCGGCCGCCACGUCCCGCAGCCCCGCGGAGACCCGGCGCGCGGCGUACUGGGAGACCCGCUCGGAGACGGAGAGCGGCGGCACGCGGAGGGCGUCGGAGCCCGGCCAGCCCCCCGGGCAGCCGCCGGAUGGGGUGCAGAUGACCCCCGUGAAGUUCAGCUCGGAGAGCACCCGCUCAUACCGGCGCAUCGGCGGCACGGCGGGCAAACCCGGCGCGGCCGUCGCCCUGCAGAGCCCCGGCUGCGCCGAGGACCCCGCUCUGAGCAAGGCGCCCCCGGUGCCCAUGCCCAGGCGCUUCGCUCCGGCCAAGGGGCGGCCGAAGCGGGUGAAGGCGGUGGCCGACUGCAAGGGUGACAGAGCCCGGGAGCUGACCUUCUCCAAGGGCGAGGUGAUCGUGGUGACGCGGGAGGAGGACGAGCAGAGCUGGGUCGGCUUCAUCGAGGGCGACGGUUCCCGCACCGGUGUCUUUCCAGCCAGCUUCGUCCACCUCUUGCAAGACUGAGCCACUCGAUGCCCAAUUUCCCCCCCCCCCUUCCCUGUCUCCAUCCGUUCGGCAUCCCCGGAGAGCUCGGCAGAGCCGGGCGCGAGGGACAGGCGCCCUCGUCCAUCCCCGUCCCGUCCUCCGCCCUGCCGGAGGCUGGAAGCCGGAGCCAGCCGCUCUCCGACUCCUCUCGGCCGUCAACCGCUUCCCCGCGACGUCGGGAUCCGGAGCAUCCCCCCAUCCCAGGCGGACGCUGCCCUCGGCCGGGGCUCGGACCCCCCCGACGUGGAGGGCUCCUCCGGCGAGCCCUGCGCUGGCACGGGGAAGGGACGCGCUCGCCGCGCCGGUGGCACCAGGAGCUUUCCGUGCUCGCCCGGCUGCUUCCCUGGCUCCGGGCUUCGCUCCGGGCAAAGCGCCCGUGGGGCCCGGCCCGAGGGUCUGUGCAGCGUUACGGCUGGCAGCCCGCGCCCGGGGUUGCCCCCGGCCCAAGCCAUCGCCCCCCCCCCAGUCCUGUAAUCGCUUCUUGCUCCCCAGCUUUCCCUGGGGGGAGUGCUAAGAAGGGGGGGGGGAUUAAUUUUAUUUGGGGGAUUCACUUAAAAAAAACCACCCCAAAACUCCUACUGCAGCGUUGCUCCGCAGUUGGGGGCUGCAUCGGGGCAGGGCCACGGGACCAGGCUUCGAACCGUCCGUCCCCCGUGCUCCCCCCCAACACACCCACCUCGCGCGGGGGCCAUGCUGCAUUGCUGCCCCCAGGCCGGCGCCGCUGCGGGCAGAGCCACUUUGGGGCUCCCUGGGGCCUUUUUUUGGGGGGACCAACAUUCCCCCGUGCGGGGGUCAGACACUUCACUCUCUCCUUUCUUUCUUUUUUUUUUUUU
Molecule: messenger RNA, 3929 nt
Organism: Rhea pennata
Lineage: Eukaryota; Metazoa; Chordata; Aves; Rheiformes; Rheidae
Gene: ASAP3
Product: ArfGAP with SH3 domain, ankyrin repeat and PH domain 3
Exons: 26
Coding region: 64-3075 (1003 amino acids)
Biological process (GO): regulation of stress fiber assembly; positive regulation of GTPase activity; cell migration
Cellular component (GO): ruffle; focal adhesion; cytoplasm
Molecular function (GO): GTPase activator activity; protein binding
Source: RefSeq, a predicted model, not a curated record